Apaloderma vittatum (bar-tailed trogon) is the source of this 2666-nucleotide messenger RNA. It is a transcript of the gene FRMD4B, whose product is annotated as FERM domain containing 4B. Gene Ontology annotation, cellular component: bicellular tight junction; adherens junction; cytoskeleton. Lineage: Eukaryota; Metazoa; Chordata; Aves; Trogoniformes; Trogonidae. Gene Ontology annotation, biological process: establishment of epithelial cell polarity. The record is from RefSeq and is a predicted model, not a curated record.
UUGUGCUCCCCUUUCCGUGCGCAGGGGCAGAUCGAAGUGGAGAGUGAGACCGUCUUCAAGUUGGCAGCUCUGAUACUGCAGGAAGCUAAAGGGGACUAUUCCAGUGAUGAAACCACUAGAAAAGACUUGAAGACGCUGCCUGUCUUUCCCACCAAGACGCUGCAGGAGCAUCCAUCACUCGCUUACUGUGAGGACAGAGUAAUUGAGCAUUAUACACAAAUUAAAGGUCUGACCAGAGGACAAGCCAUUGUUCAGUACAUGAAAGUGGUGGAAGCUUUGCCAACAUAUGGAGUUCAUUACUAUGGAGUAAAGGAUAAACAAGGAAUCCCGUGGUGGCUCGGAAUAAGUUACAAAGGAAUAGGCCAGUACGACUUACAAGACAAAGUUAAGCCCAGAAAACUAUUUCAAUGGAAACAGCUGGAAAAUCUCUAUUUCCGUGAAAAGAAAUUUGCUGUGGAAGUACACGAUCCCCGCAGAAUUUCGGUGUCGAGAAGGACCUUUGGUCAAAGUGGACUGGUGGUACAAACCUGGUAUGCAAACACUUCCCUGAUCAAGUCCAUCUGGGUGAUGGCAAUCAGUCAACACCAGUUUUACUUGGACAGAAAGCAAAGCAAAGCAAAAAUUCCUUCAGCCAGAAGUUUGGAUGAUAUCGCCAUGGAUCUGACAGAGAUGGGAACGCCAAAAGUUUCCAAGCUAGUGACUUUGGAGGCAAAGAACCAGCUUAUUAUGGCCAGCAACGGCAGUUUGAUCUCAUCAGGCUCUCAGGAUUCAGAGGUCAGCGAAGAACAAAAGAAGGAGAAAAUUAUGGAACUAAAGAAGAAAGAGAAAAUCCUUCAGGAAAAACUGCUUCAGAAAGUUGAGGAGCUGAAGAAAAUCUGUCUGCGAGAGGCGGAGCUGACGGGCAAGAUGCCCAAGGAGUAUCCUCUCAGUACUGGAGAGGAACCUCCCCAGGUCAGAAGACGUGUUGGCACAGCGUUCAAGCUGGAUGACAACCUCCUCCCCAGUGAAGAGGAUCCCACCUUGCAGGACUUGGAGAGCAAUUUUAUCAUACAGCAAAAGCUGGUGGAGGCAGCCAAGAAACUUGCCAGUGAGCCAGACCUCUGCAAAAAUGUGAAGAAGAAAAGAAAGCAGGAGUAUGGUGAUGCUGUAAAAAAGCUGCAAGAGAUAGAAAAUUCCAUAAAUGAGUAUAGAAUCAAGUGUGGCAAAAAACCAACCCAGAAAUCAACUCUUACUCUACCAGAUGAUAUAAUUCCAUCUGAGAGCAGCUCCCUGUCCGAUACAACCACGUAUGAUGAUGUCAAUGAAUCGCUUGCCGUGCCAGCACAGAGACCCAGCUCUGCGCAGCUUUCUCCAAGACUUCCUCCACCAAAGUCCCUCGGGGUGGAGAGAAUUCAUCUCAGAAAAUCAUCCAUAAACGAGCAGCUCUUGGAAACCAGACACUCCAGGGACCCGCUUUCGACUCACAGCAGCCCUUAUCGAACCCUGGACCGGCCACCCCAGCCCCAUGGUGGGAGAAGCAUGCCCACAACCCCCGUGCUCACACGCAAUGCCUACAGCAGCAGCCACUUACAGCCAGAUGUUUCCUCACGCCACUGCCGGCAGCGCAGCGGAAGCUUGGAAUCCCAAACCCACCUGCUGGCAGAGACUCCCACCCUCUCCAAGUCCCAGCGAAGCAGCAGCACAGAGAUCCUCGAUGACGGAUCGUCCUACACCAGCCAGUCAAGUGCAGAGUAUUACUGCCUGACACCCACUCCCAAUCCAUACUACACUACUCAGACGCUCGACAACCGGACCCGGGGUCGAAGACGGUCAAAGAAACAACACAUUUCUGCUGCAAAUUCAGGAAGUAUGCCAAAUCUUGCCCAGAAGGAUGUCCGCAAUGGUGUCUACCACAAAAGUCAGGAGCAGCAUUCCUCUAGUUACUAUAUUUCUGGAUAUUCCACGUACACCGAACCUGAUGUUUAUUACAAUGGAGGAUACGUUUAUGAGAGCGAUACGGAGGGACAGUACAGCGUCAAUCCUUCCUAUCGCUCGUCGGCACAUUACGGAUAUGACCGUUACAGGGAAUUCAGGUCUUACCACGAGGAUGAAGUGGACAGAGUACCGCACAACCCGUAUGCAACCCUAAGGCUUCCGAGGAAGCAAGUUGCUAAAACGGAGCACAUAACCAAAAACAUUCACAAGGCCUUAGUCGCAGAGCAUCUCCGCGGUUGGUACCAGCGUGCCUCCAGUCAAAAGGAGCAGGGUCAUAGCCUGCAGGCAGGCUUUGAGUCUGACAGAGGAUCUCAAAGGAGUUUGGGCUUUGCUGGUCUGCAGGUGCCGUGCUCUCCUAGCAGUCGGGUGUCGUCUUUCUCUUCGGCAUCUUCUGCAAACACUGCUGGGAACUGGCGAAACCCGCUUGCAGUGGGACUUUCAGACUACGAUACAUUAUCUCAUUCCUCUUAUGCCAGCUGCUACGGGAAUGUUUAUGGCAACCUUCCUUUGCAGAGCAGAGCGUAUGCAGAGACGAGCCAGCUGGGUGGCGAUGACGAGAGCCGCUUGGAAGACGACCUGCACGGCGACGAGCAGAGGUUAUUCUGGCACGAGGACUCAAAGCCCGGGACGCUCGUGUAGACCGCCCGCAGCCCCACAUUCGUACCCUUGGGUGCCUUGCACAAAAUGCUGUU